This is a messenger RNA of Tetrahymena thermophila SB210, 330 nucleotides long. RefSeq lists its product as hypothetical. The transcript has a single exon. The record is from RefSeq and is a predicted model, not a curated record. NCBI's taxonomy places the organism in Eukaryota, Ciliophora, Oligohymenophorea, Hymenostomatida, Tetrahymenidae.
AUGAAAAAAUAAAGUCUAAGACAGAUGAGUCCCAAAAAACAAGAUCUUCAUCUAUUGGAUAUUUAAAUUAAUCUUAAUUUGCCAAAAAGAAAGAUAGCUCCUUUUUCAAAAGAGAAUAAUAAAAUAAAAGAUAAGACAGUAUUGAUUCAGCUAUCUUAGAUUAAAUAGAGCUAAAUUAUGAAAACGAAAAACAAAAAUACCAAAGUUUACUUGAAAAAAAGGCAUAAAUGUAAAAGCAAAAAUUUGAGCACCUUGCUAAAUCAAAAGGGUACUUUUACCUAGAAAAUUCAGAUAAUUAAAAUAAAAAAUAUGAUUAAUAUGAAAUGUUGA